UCCUCCUUCCUCUCUGCCUGACUAUGGAGAGUCCGGACGGAGCUGAACUCUGCUUCCCACAGCUCCUGAACACCUCGUGCAGGAAGCCGCAGCAGGAUCGAGCUGAGGCCGCUUUCCUUUACGUCCUCUUGUCCGGCAUCUCGUUGCUCACUGUGACUCUCAACCUGCUGGUCAUCAUCUCCAUCUCCCACUUCAGGCAGCUCCACACCUCCACCAACCUCCUCCUCCUCUCGCUGGCCGUCUCAGACUUCCUCGUUGGCUUCCUGCUGAUGCCGGUUGAAGUCCACCUCGUAGGCGGCUGCUGGUUUUUGGGAAGCAUGAUAUGCAGUUUAUAUAACUAUGCCUCUUUUAUUGUUACAUCUGCCUCAGUGGGAAACAUUGUGCUCAUAUCGGUCGACCGAUACGUGGCCAUUUGUGAACCUCUCUGUUACCAUACCAAAGUCACUCAGAAAAGAGUCAAAGUGAGCGUUUGUCUGUGUUGGGCUGGUUCUCUGUUGUACAACGGCGUGAUACUGAACGUCUUCCUGAAAAAUCCAGACACCUGCAAUUCCUGCUACGGAGAGUGUGUGGUCGUGAUUAACUUCGCAACAGGAGCUGUUGACGUCGUGCUGACCUUCAUUGGCCCCAUUGCGGUCAUCGUCGUUCUGUACAUGAAGGUGUUCGUGGUGGCUGUGUCUCAGGCUCGAGCGAUGAAUUCUCACAUCGCAGCCGUCACACACCAGGCCUCGGUUAGUGUAACCGCCAGGAAGUCGGAGAGAAAAGCAGCCAGGACUCUUGGAAUUGUCGUGGUUGUGUUUCUAAUAUGUUUCUGCCCUUAUUUCUAUCCCUCUCUCACGGGACAGGACAUGUCAACCAGCGGGGCAUUUUCGAUUUUUGGGGUGUGGCUGCUUUAUUGUAACUCCUGUAUAAAUCCAGUGAUUUAUGCUUUUUUCUAUCCCUGGUUUAGGAAAUCGAUCAAACUCAUCGUUACACUUCAGAUAUUGCAGCACGACUCCUGUGACGCACACAUACUGUAGAAAUGUUGCAAAAAGUCACUUGACAUUAUAAAAUAUAUAUAUAUUCCGGAGGUUGUAAUGAAUGAGUCGUAAAAAAUUAGCCUCAAGUAAAAAAUAAUAAUGUUGGAUUACAAGUUUGCAGCCGCCGUUGUAUUCAUGUCAAUAUCAAUCUACACACUAUUUUUUACAAGUGAAAAUUUAAACGUACGUACAUAUUUUUUUUUACAAGUUCUCACAUUGUAUUCUACAAGUUCACAAAUGCGAUCUACAAGCGAUUGCAUUUUGCAAAAUAUUAACCUUCAAAUGAUCUCGCUGAUUUAUGUACAAAUGAUGUUGUAUUUAGGAAGUUGGACUAUACGGUUGUGUCCAUUGUCAAUAUGUGUGUGUGCGUGUGUAUGUGAAGUUCCCAGGACAGAGCCAUACCAGCAAAUG
Molecule: messenger RNA, 1427 nt
Organism: Scophthalmus maximus (turbot)
Lineage: Eukaryota; Metazoa; Chordata; Actinopteri; Pleuronectiformes; Scophthalmidae
Product: trace amine-associated receptor 13c-like
Exons: 2
Coding region: 24-1016 (330 amino acids)
Biological process (GO): G protein-coupled receptor signaling pathway
Cellular component (GO): membrane
Molecular function (GO): trace-amine receptor activity
Source: RefSeq, a predicted model, not a curated record